CCUGAGACAAACUAAUUCACUCAAUCCACAUGACAUGCAAAUCCACAAAUAACUCUCAGUGUGACUAAAAUUGGUGCACUCAAUUGACUAAACUUUUAUUAAGUGGACAUUAUCAAAUACUAGUAAAGGUACUGGAACAACAGGAAGUGAGUGCAAAGAAAGCAACCAGUUUAUACAAUACAAAGGCAGAGGUAUUGAAUAUUGGAUACCUUGACCACAUUUUCGAACUGCGUAUGAGUUUUUGCUGUGAGGCGAAUUUUACUUCAAAAUGACAAGCAGAAUUAAAUCCACCAGGGCAUUAAGCACAAGCAGUAUACCGGCCUAUGCCUUGAUACGUAAACUUCAUUUUGAACUAUCUCCAGAUAAACCAAUUCAUCGACCUGUUCAAUCCCUAUUUUCGACAUCCAGCGGAUUUAACAACUUUCGUGGUCUGUUAAAUCUGGCUGCCUUUAUACUUGUCAUCUCAACAUCUAGAAUGGCAUUAGAAAACAUUAUCAAGAAAUAUCUUCAAGUUCCAAACUUAAAACCUUAUCCAGAAUGACUUUUUUCAGGAGAGGAUAAGAUCGUCUACUUAGAUAUUAGGGAUUCCUGAAGGACAUUGCUCUAUGACAGGUCAGUUUGUUGUUACCUAUUACACCUAGAACUGACAAUUCUUUUACAAGUGAGUGUGUCAAGAGUUAUAUUUCAUCAAACUGACUGAAUCAACUCAUAUAAUUAGUUAUCCUAAUAUUGUAUAUAACAAAUUACUUACUAAUCAGCUCGAAUCUUUUUUAGGGGAAUUUCCAUUUCAAAAAAUGACAAGAUAUUCUGCAAAGAGCUCACUUUUCAACUACUCCAUUAUUGUACCAUAUCUCCUCUAAAAACAAAAGUUGGACCUAUCUCCGAUGGUUACUGAUCUGACUGUAAGUCAGCUCUGUGAAUUAGGUUCAAUAUAAAAAAGGAACUAUAUUCAAAGCAUCUUUGUUAGCCUCAUAUUACUAAAACAAACUCUUGGAAUAAAAACGGUUACUGUUAUGCUGUAUUCGUAAAAAAGUGGAAUAAAAUACAUGUUUUGAAAGGAACACUUGUAUCGUGGGCACAUGACUAAUUUGAUGAAGUUACAAAAUCACAUAACUUUGUUUCAUUCACUCAGUUAAGCAACGGCUUCCGGCAAUUACAUCAUUCUACGUCUUUAUGAGAAAAUAAGAAAUAGAUAUUUAGCCUGUCAGCUUUUUGACAGUAAACUGGAAAACGCAAUUAUUUUAUACAAAUCGGUUUUAAAAUAUAUUAUUUGUUUAUUUAUUGCUAGAAAAAUUCCAUAUAUCUCAUACAACUUUAUUCACUUACAUCGUUGCGAAGAUUAGUGGCACUACUCUUUACGUAAAUCUACAGUUUCUUAUUGUGGCAUUUUCUCAGUCAGUCUUAUCAUUAUUAUUUUUAUCAGUUUAUGCCACAUUCAUAAAUAGUGAUUCAAUAAAUCUAAAAUCUGUGACAAAGGUCACUUUCUAUAGAGAUUGAAAUAUAAUGUUAAUCACGAACUUACAGAUGUGAAAUUUUAAAAUUUAGGGAACGGUGGACAACUGUUCAAUUUAGUCUGUUUAUCAAAUUAACUGUUGAUCCAAUAAGGCCAAAUGUAGGAAUGUAAACAAUUAAAUGUAUUCGUCAUUCUUGUAAAUAACUUAUAUGCAUCACAGUUAUUUUGACAAAUGGAAAAGUUAAAAAUGGCAACUUACAUGUCAGACCAUAACCUUUAACCUCUACAAGCAUGAUAACCCUAAAGUUUUUACAUGAUGUCAUUAGCAAAACUCACAAGAGCAGUGUAUGUGUAUGUAACACUUAAUAGCUUAUGAUUUCGAUAAUUAUACGUACGGGAGGAUUUGUUUAAAUUGUACGUUAGUUUCAAACUAGAACAAAACAGCUUCCCAAUGUUUCACAUAUAUUAGAGCACAAAAAUGAUCUAAGAGAAUAAAUAAUGUCCCAGAGACAGGGAAGAAAACACCAAUUCAUUUGCACUGUGGUGGAAGGCUACAAAUUCUUUUUGUUCUAUCAAACUGCUUAUUAAGCUUUUUUACUUUAGAAGCAUCUUAUAGUACAUAUGGGGUUGAAAAUCCUGUAACUGUUCGAAAUACUCUAAUCUCAUAUCAGAUAAGGGAUACGGAUAAGGUAUCGAUAGUUAUUGUAAUAUUAGACGUUUUGUACUAGGGAGGUUAUGUUUAUGCUUUAUUGUUUUCAGCCAAUUUAGAACAAGGUAGAAUAACAUUACUCAUAAGGUAACACUAGCCGUCGCUUAUCAUGUAUUAAAUAUGAAACACUCCUGAAACUGUGCUGUUGUCACCAAGAGCUAAUAAGGUAUAAAUUACAACUAAACAGUUUGAUAUUAUAUCAUCAUUUAAAGUAGAUUUUCUAACUAAAAUCUAUAAGAUCAUUUGUAAUCAAGGCUCAACAAAACUUACCUGAUACUGAAGAUUACCUAACACUAUAAAAUUUAUCAUCGGUUUAAGAAGACUCGAAUAAGGAAGUAAUUAUUUAUGGUAUUAAAAACUAAUUACAUUUGCUCUCGAGUAUUUAGAGUUGCUCGACAUGAUGAUAUAGACUAGCUGGAACCCAUCAGUUUGUGAUUAUGUUUAUCUGUCAAAGACUGUUUUUAUUACAACCAUGGUCAUUAACAUUAAACUAUUGAAACUCAGCUUGAUGUUUUCUGAGUCUGCCACGUUAAUAUUUGCACGAUAUAGACGAAGGUUUAUAAAACUGGAUUUCUUUAAUCACAUAUAAGUGUGGGUGCUUUUUCGUAACUCAGUAGACUACGGAUCAAAAAUAAAGUUUAGCGUAACAUGAUAUACUAGAGCAGUCAAAAGAUAGUGACUAAAUUACUACGGAUACUUCGGUUAUAAAAUAAAAAUCAUGUUAGUAACUUUAGCAGAUUUAAAAGUUAAUUAUUUCGAGUUACUUUUAUGCCCAGUCUCAAUAAAGAAGAAAACAACCGUAAGAGUCGAGUAAUUUUGAUCGUUCUAUUUACAAGAUUCUUAUUAGCUGCUUAGAACCUAAAAAUAUGAAAUAAUUUUACGGAUCAAAACCUAUUUGACUAAAAAAUACUGCAAGAGUUAGUCGCAGAAAUGUUUUACAUCUGAAACCAAUAUAAGUGAAUAUCUGAAGUAUCAUACGUUGCCGACAAAAACAUCUACUAAGGGGACGAUCAAAUGAAUACUCAAAAGUAUAAGGAAAGUUUGAUAAACUUUUAAAAAUAUCAGUUUUCUGAAAAUGAUUAACUUUUUACAGGAUUUAUUACAGUAGGUUAAUUAUGAAGCUAUACUUUCAGAAAACUCAGUUCUGAAUAAGGUUUAUUUUAACUCACAUAAGAAGUGUAGCUAUAAGUUUGAAACUAUCGGCUUACAUAUAUUUUACAAAACAACUAAACUUAUUUAGAUAUAGUACAUGACUAAGUUACAGAUUGAUAAUAUUCACUCAUUAACUGGUUACGUUUUCGUUAUGAAAUCUAUUAUCUUACAAUCUGAUGUAUUCAGUCCAUUGCGGUGAUGAGUGAAUAGAUGAAUUUGAGGUUCCAUAGCGAUUAUUAUGAUUGUAAUUGUUCAUAUGGUUUUAUUUAGUAUUUAACGAAUAUAUAGGAUUAUUAGUAGUUUCCAACUUACACAUAACUAACUUCCUGUUUUCAUUAGUCGUGUUUUAAUUGAAACUUAUACACAUCUUUGUAAACUCAGUGUUAUUUCAAGAGUGUAACUCAUAACUACUUUCAUGCAGAGUGGUGUCUUAUCCACAAAGAACUAAUUAGCUGUUUUAUUCUACUGUAGAGCUCUUUGCAUACUAUAUCAUUUAUUCUUUUGUUAACGGAAAUAUAGCCUUCAUGAUCCAAAAAACAGCAUACUGACGUCAAACCAUUGUUAAAAAAUACAACGGUUGAUAUCUUUAUCUAUCAAAGUAAGUAUGUAUCUAUUGUUUAUCAAUGUUAAAAUUAAUUUAAUGAAUUACAUAGUAAUAUUCCUUAACCAUAUAUAUGUGCGCAUGUGGUUGGAUUUUAUAGAUAUGGAAUCAUCAUGGAUCCAUUUUCAUGGAUUCGUUUUCUUUUACAAGCUCAACAGAAAUGUGCGGUAAUUGGGUUAUUUGGUUGUAAGUUCGUUAUCGUUUUCUGAUCAUUAUUCGUCGUACACAACGCAUUUACUUGUUUUUCCAUAAAAUCGUAAAAUACUUUCAUGAUCUCCCGUCGAUCCAGCUUCAUGAGUGACCUUCAGAGAAACUAUUAGUCAUCUAUUCAUAAAGAUCUUUAUUGGAAACUAUUAGAAUAUUUAAUAAUGUGGUUAUAAAUUCAAAUUUAUUUAUACUUAGGACUGAAAUCACUACUCAUACAAUAACCCUUAUUUUUAAUAAACGUGGUUUGGUUAAUGAAAUAUAUUUUUCGUAGAUGUUUCUAGUUGUAACGCACUUGUUAUGUAAGUGGGGUUUUUCCAUUAACACAAAAUAAAGCCAGUUUUGUUUGAUAAUCAACGGUUGCAAGGGCUGAUAAGUUUUGCUCGAAGACUUCAGAUCCGCUAAUCAAACAUCACUACCAGUAUUCUCUAGAAAAAUACCCCAUUUCAAUCAACGAACUUUGACAUGAGUUGUGUAUCAUUCGCAGUUGGUCAAACAGAUUUGCCUUUCGUGUAAAAAUAAUGUUAAUCCAGAGCUAUACAAUGACUGGAUUUCUCAACUUCAUCUGUUACAAACUAGCUGAUAACAUGAGCUUUCUUCAACUUAUUUAUUAAGUGAUUUGGCCUCACUAAUCUGUCUAGUUGAUAUUACUACUGAUCUCUGUACAACAUAAAUGUCAUCACUACUUGUAAGAGGACGCAAGAACAAAAAAAACAAUCCCGAUUACUUAUGAAGGUCGUAAGUCAGGUGUAAUCUAAAUUGCUAUAAUUAUUGAUCCAUUACUGAGUUAAGGGAACGUUUUCAAGUGGUACUCAGGCUAAUCUUAUACCAUAGUUGCACGAUGACCCAAUCUAUAAGCAACCCUACCAGUUAGUCAAUCACCAAAUGUUAUUUUAAAUUCCAAGUUUAUAUACUUUUUAAACGAUGUCAUAAUGUUUUUUACAAAUUUCCACCUAGGUACUAAUGUUUUUAUUAUAUUCGCUUGGUUAGUUGAACGUGCAACUGUUCGUGGUUUAGUUGGUGGUAAAUUUGCAAUGAUGCUUAUUGGUUGGAAUUUAUUUUGCCUGCUCACAUUCCCGACCAUCAUGAUCUUAUCAAUGGAUUUUAGUCCUUUGUUUAGCGCUCCUGUGCUUGGAGUGUACACUAUUGUUUUUCUGAAACUAUUUUCGUAUGCUGCUGUUAAUCGGUGGUGUCGCGAAUCAGAUGAAGACGGGGAUUGCAAUGUAGAUGUGGUUUUGGGUGUAUUGGGAAAGUCGACACCGAAAUCAGCUCCCACUCAUCAUGCCCAUAUCAGCAAACCUGAGAAUUUGAAUCCAAAACCUAUUAACAAUAAUGGUAAUUCUCAUCAAUUCGAUGAUCAUUCUGAGACGAUUAAUAAAUACAAUUCAGUCAAUGAAUCUUCGGAAGAAAAUCAUGUAUUCAAGCGAAAAUGUUCUCUAGUGUUAGAGCAUCCAGAUAUUAACUUUCAAGAAAAUGGAGUGAAUACUAACGCAGAGAGCAAAACCAAUGACUUGCGAUUAGAAAAUGAAAACAACUCUGAAGUCACACAUGAAGCUACCCGAAAUAGAAAAAAUAAAAUUCCAAAUUUUUCUCCGAAUUCGAUGACUUCGGAAAAUAAUGCAAAAUCAACAAAGCAUCUUAGCCAAUUACAUAUGAAACAUAAAAGUCAAUUUAGAAAAUCUCAACAUUCAAGGCUUAGUGUAUGUGAAAGCAAGGAUUACAAUAGUAUUAGCUCAGACCCAGUUGAAUUAGAAGUAAAUGUAUUGGUACACGAUGAAACUUGCAUGAAAUUUAGUCGUAAUUUAUACGUUACUUAUCCAAAUAACUUAACAUUAUGGGACAUUUACUAUUUCAUCCUUUCACCAACAUUGUGCUACGAAUUAAACUUCCCGCGCACAAUGACAAUAAGGAAACAGUUUCUGUUCAAACGUGUCUUCGAAUUGAUAUUCAUUCCCCAACUUAUACUCUGCUUGAUUCAACAAUGGAUUCUACCUAUACUGUCAAACAGUUACGUCCCAUUCACAGAAUCAAGAUUUAGCUUGAUUGUUGAACGUUGUUUGAAAUUGGCCAUACCAAAUCAUCUCAUAUGGUUACUGUUUUUCUACCUUUCAUUUCAUUCCCUAUUAAAUGUAAUUGGAGAGGUUUUAUACUUUGGUGAUCGAUUCUUUUACAGCGAUUGGUGGAAUGCGGAAUCUGUGCCAGCGUUUUGGUCAAAAUGGAAUAUUCCUGUCCAUCGUUUUGCUAGACGGCAUAUAUACAUACCCCUUUUACGGUCAGGGUUCAGCCGCUUCCAAGCUGGUUUAGUUGUUUUCAUGAUUAGUGCAUUUUUUCAUGAAAUACUUGUUUCGAUUCCAUUGAAAAUGCUACGAUUCUGGGCCUUCUUUGGUAUGCUAAGUCAAGUACCAUAUGCCUACAUAGUUUCACGCUUAUUCCCUAAUGGUGGUCAAGGUGGUAACUUAGCUGUGUGGCUUACGUUAAUAAUUGGUCAACCAUUAGCUAUUCUCGCUUAUUUCCAUGACUAUUUUAUAAUACAUUAUAAUGUUGGUGGAAUAUAAACAGCUAUAGUCAAUAAGUGAGUAAACGAAAUUUUUUAUUGUUUGGUUUUUCGUGAUAUCAUUUCCUUACUCGUUGCACAGUGAAGAUUUAUCGAUUUAAUUAGAUAUUUACACUUACCUAAUAUUUUCUUUCUUUAUCAAUAUUGUUUUUCUGAUUAUUAAUUAAUGAGAUAGUCAUUUUUAAUGUUGAGUAGUUUGUCGACUGAUAACUGUUAACUUCAUAAAAGUGAUUGCCUGGAUAUUCAUUAUCCUCUCUAUGCAAUUCGGCUUUCUUGGCUAACAAUUUUUUUUGCUUAUCAUUUCUGAUCCUCGUUGUUUUCUUUAUUCUUCUUUACAAGUAUUACUAAAGCAACGAAGAAGUCUUGUUAUUAAUCUAAUUUUUUUCCUCUAUUCUCAUCAUUGUAAUUUGAUUUCCAUUUCAACUGAAUUCUUACUUUUGAUGUAAUUACGAUCAUAUUGUCGGUCCAGUGUGUUUAAUUGAUUCGCCAUCUGUAUAAUUGUUAACUAUUUAUAAAUAUGUGCAAGAUUUUAUUAGACAUAAUAUCCAGUUUCAUUCUUAACACAUUAAAGUUUGUGAACAAAAAGUUCAUAUUUGUAGGUUGAAUUCAUGGCAUCAAUGCCUUCAGAUACGAAAGAUAAAGAAGUAAAAACGUUUUUCAUUCCAUUUGGAACUAUCUGAAAUGCUUGUAAGAACUUUCGUCUUAAUUCGAACGGACAGCUUCAGAGUAAUUGGGUCCCUAGUUAAUGUGAGACAUUAAAAAGGAAAUCAUAUAAAAAUUCUCAUUGAUUAAAGUUAAAAUAAAUCCAAAUGUUUCGCUCGACAUUCUAGUUCAUGCUUUUUCAAGGGGAAUAAUCAAACAUCAAAGUUAUCGAACAUUAAUAUAUGAUUCUUGAAUUAACUGUGUACUAAAUAAAUCCUCCAGUCAUGUUAACAAUUCUGAAUGGGGAAUUUGUUGUAGUGCUGGUAUGAGUCAUUUAGUGUGUGAAGGGAAAUCUUGAUAAGAUAAGAAGUGUAGUUGUAUGUAAACAUGAUGGGAAAGAAUUAAUUGGGUAUAUAUUGCAUCAGGGUGUGAAUUUAUUUAUCCGUCUUUUAUUCUUGGAUAAAAGUAUGAUAUCAGGGAUUUUCGGACAUUUUUCGUCCUUUUGGUGAGAUUAUUGAUAUAUGUAACAUCAUAAUUUUCACUGGGGAUUUUUUGUUCAUCGUUUAAAGCUAUUUGUAUGUGCCCUCCUAUGAACUCGUCUCUGUAGCGCAUCCAAGCUUGACGAUGAAUGAAGCAAGAAAACUGAGAGUUCGAGCUUGAAAUGAGAUUUUUAGUGCAAUUCUCCUCUUAUUUGUGGCACUCGACCACUAACUUCCUUGGAAGACCUCUGAAAAUGCUUAAUACCACACACAUAUUGAGAAUUUUAAAAAAUCCAUGCCCUACAAAUUCACAGACAGGUAUUCUCUCUCGACUUCAAGUGACAGUUGUUGAUAAAACUGGGCAAUCCGACAGAUAUUAUAGUGAAUAGACUUUAUCAUAGCAAAUAUAGAAUGAAAAUAAACAAACAAAUAAUUAUAAAUCGUUGUCCUAAACUAGCUAGUUGUUUAUCGCAUCUCCAAAAAAUUAACUGAAUACAACAAAUUAGAAGUAGUAAUGUGAAAUACAAAUUGAUUAAAUAUUACCUGCUAUGGCACAGCUAAUUUUAUGCCAUCCCUAAUUCAUAUUGUUUGGGUUCACCCACAUAUGUAGGACUUCAACUGUCAAUCUUUCUUUUUACGAACUAAAACCGUUUUGAAAGAUUCCUAUUCCGUUGAAGUCAACUGUAUGUUCAGAUUGUAUUGAAUGUAUCGCCGACUUGUUUUAUAGUUAUUUUGAAGUCUUCUGAUGAGUUGGGAAUAUGCUUCAAGUAAAUCUUGCUCUUUGUUCGUCGAGAGUAAAAUUGUGUCAAUGUUAUUGUAAAGUUUAAUAACGUUCUGUUUUCAGUUCUUACCAUUUGUUCAAAUUUUGAAGCUAAUUAAAACUUAACAAUUCGCUCACUUCUAUUUUGACAUGUUUUCCAGACUCUAAUUUACAAAUACAUCCUAAUUAGUUACAUUGGUUUAUGUAUAAUAUUGAUGAACACCUCAGUAGUAGUUAAAUAUAUGCCAUAAAAUCUGUUCAUACAUAUCGAACAUUCAAAUUAAUGCAUUUUACAUUCCACCUUUCAUAAAACCAAAUAUUCGUUCCUAAUAUUUCACAAGUACGGAAACUGAUCAUCUUGUUAUUUAUUUUUGCAGAAAAUGAAUAAAUCUAUUGAGAAGUGGAA
Messenger RNA from Schistosoma bovis, 8960 nucleotides. The record is from the annotation of a GenBank genome assembly. Lineage: Eukaryota; Metazoa; Platyhelminthes; Trematoda; Strigeidida; Schistosomatidae.